UUCCUCUUUGCUUCGCUUGAGCUUCCGUGCCUCGCUCGCUCGCGAGGUGUGCUUACUCUCUUCUGCAUUGAGCGUUAGUCCCCCGGAAACAGUCUGCUUCUGCAUUGCCGGACCAGGACUAAUACUGAGUAGGCUAAUACUGGUGUCAGCUCGAGGAGCGACUUCAGGGCCACAGGAAACUGGAAUAGCAAGGUAUCGCUACGGGGAAGGUAUUCUAGCCAGUUUUUCUUUUCCUCAUCGGCACAGGCACUUGGAAACGCUUCCUCGAAACGGCUUCGCGAGAAGAUAAACCUGUGCAUGCCCCGUCGGUGGCCCGCGUGGUUAUGGUGACAGGCUAGCGUAACGCACCACCGCGAUUAUUCGAGUGCCUAUCAAUCGACAAACGCGCUCGAUUUUCCACAAUGGCGUGUCAACUACCAGGGAUCCCGGCCUUAGAGACGUCUCAAAGAAUCCCGACUUCCGAGAUGUCUCAAACCAUUCCACCCACCUCUCGCCUAAGACGGACGGGGCCGCCCUGCGGCCACCAGGUAUUAGGACUCGUCGACCCUUGGUGCUUGACACCGUCUGCUCACCGCGGCUUGAACCCACGUGCUUUCUCGUCGCCUCGGUAUUCCUUCCCAGUCUCGUGUCGAGCAUCGUCAGAGAAUAACGGCAAUCCCGCGUCCUUCUCGGCAGCGCAGACCAACGAGCUUAAGGCUCGGCCAAUCAGCCUCCUACCGUCGUCGAAGCAGCGUCAGCCAGUCGCCUCAGCCGCGGUGACGACCCCUUCGGAAAGCGAGCUGGCGGGAAGCUUCGCUCCCGCGCGUCGCGAAACGAGUCGACAGGCGAACGGCGCGGCGACGGCAGCGGCUGGAGCAGUGGGGGAGGAAAUACAAGGGGGGAGAGAAGCGGAAGGGGAAGAUGCGGAAUUGGAGCUGUCGGCUUUGGGUAGGCUGAGAGGAGCGCUUAAAGACAUGCCGGACCGGUACUGGGUCAUCUUUAGCACGUCGCUGGCGUUCGUGCUCUGCAACAUGGAUAAGGUGAACCUGAGCAUCGCGAUCAUCCCCAUGGCGCACGACUUCGGGUGGUCGGCGACGACGGUGGGCGUGGUGCAGUCGUCCUUCUACUGGGGCUACGCGCUCUCGCUGCUGCCCGCCGGCUGGCUCUGCCAAAAGUUCACGGGAACCCGCAUGCUGCGAGCAGGCGUGCUCAUCUGGUCCAUUGCCACUGCCGCCAUCCCUGCUGCUGCGUCCUUUCUCCCCUCGCUCCUCUUCUCUCGUGUUGCAGUCGGAUUCGGGGAGGGCGUUGCUCCUCCAGCAGCCACUGACAUUGUUGCCAGGUCUAUGCCAGCAGAGGAGCGGGCGCGCGGCAUUGCGUUUGUGUUCAACGGAUUCAACGUGGGAGGCGUGGUGGGCCUGCUAGCAGCGCCCGUGCUGAUCCAGCAGCUGGGGUGGCAGAGCAUGUUCUACAUCUUCGGCGUGCUGGGGAUCGUGUGGAGCAUCGCCUUCAACCCCAAGCCAUCCGACGCCCUGCCAGCCGACUUUGACGAGUCCGCAGCCAGCAGCACGAAUCAGGCGCUCUCUGUCUGCGUCUUUGAGGAGUGUCACGCACCGGGCGACAUAGUGAGUGAGGAUUUGAGGGAGAGCGAGGAAGAGAGGAGGCUGGUGGAGGAGGGGGGCGGGGGCGACCCGAGUGUGCCGUGGGGCGAGCUCCUGAGGAGCCGGGCGGUGCAGGCGGUGGUGUAUGCGCACUUCUGCAACAACUGGGGCCACCACAUCCUGCUGGCCUGGCUUCCCACUUACUACAGCAAGGAGCUUCACCUGGACAUCACUCAAGCGUCACUGCUGUCUCUCCUCCCGCCGCUUCUCUCCAUCGCCGUGUCAGCAGUGGUGGCGCCAGCAGCUGACAGACUCAUCUCACAGGGCACAGACGUCAGCCUGGUACGGAAACUAGCUCAGGGGAUGGCCUUCCUAGGUCCGGCAGCCUGCAUGGCAGUGGCCAGCUUUGGCCCGGACCACAACCUCCCAACCUGGUUGCUGGUGGCGUCUCUUUCUGCAGGCAUUGGCCUCUCUGCCUGCUCCUAUGCAGGCCUCUACUGCUCCCAUCAGGACAUCUCUCCCAAGCAUGCCAGUGUGCUGCUGGGAAUGUCAACGACAGUUGGGGCCAUUCCCGGCAUUGUGGGCGUGCCACUCACGGGCUAUCUAUUUGACCAGACGCAUUCGUGGGCGACCGCCAUGUUCCUCCCAUCCAUCGCGUUCUACAUCUCGGGAACCAUCAUGUGGUCUCUCUUCGCUGACUGCUCUCGGGCCAACUUCGGCGAGGACAAGGCAAAGCUGAAGGAGGCUUAGGGAGGGAGGGAGGGAGGGGAGGGAGGGAGGGAGGGAGGGGAGGGAUGCCUCAUGAGUCAUCACUCUUGACUCUCGAGACGUCUCCAAAUCCGCUGCUUGUGUGGAAGGAGGCGUACGAAGUACAGUUUAUCCUCCAGCACAGCAAAGGGGUUUGGCGUUUGGGGAUGCGUCAAAGCACACAGGGUGUUGCUCGAUACGCUACAGUUUUGCUGAAAGCCAGAAGGAUAACUGAUGCUGCGGUGUUUUGUAAAGUUUCCCACCAUUUGUUGCUUGCCAGAACUACUGCCUGCUGAGCUGCGACUCUGCAAGUGUUGUCAUGUCACACGCAACUGCCCUUGUUCUAACCUCCUUUUGUAAUUUUCAUUCCCUAAAAUAAUCAACUUCUUGUGUC
This is a messenger RNA of Closterium sp. NIES-67, 2718 nucleotides long. NCBI's taxonomy places the organism in Eukaryota, Viridiplantae, Streptophyta, Zygnematophyceae, Desmidiales, Closteriaceae. The record is from the annotation of a GenBank genome assembly.